AACAGGUUUGACAAGACUGUACAUCACCCUCCCUCCAGACUGGCAAAGGCAAAAAGUGUGAUGCUGCCUAUUUAUGACGCCGCCUACAGUCCUAGUGCGCACAUCGCCUGUGCUUUCAGACUCCCGAGUCCAUAGCGCUAAAUUACUUUAUCAAAAACCUGUUGAGGUAAUCCUUGCAUGACCCUUAAAACUUUCAAUUUUGGAGGUUUCUAGUAACUGUUUGACAUUUUGUCAGUCUUUAAGGCCUGAGCAAACUGCCAAUCCGAUGUAUCGGACAUGGCUACAGUUCCUCGCGCUUCUGGGUGGAUUUGCAGUGCCAGGUGUGCUGCGAGUCGGUGGGAUGGAGGUUUUUAUGUCCAAUGAGGUGGAGGCAGUGAACGGGACAGAAGUGAGACUGAAGUGCACCUUUAAGUCCAAACACCCCGUGUCCCUCUCCUCUGUGACUGUCUCCUGGAACUUCCGUCCCUUGGCCCCGGGAGACGAGGAGUCGGUGUUUUACUACCAGGAUACGGCAUACCCCCCUACAGAGGGGCGGUUUAAGGGCCAUGUGGUGUGGUCGGGGGACAUCCUGAGACAGGAUGCCUCCAUCAGCCUCCAGGACGUUCCCUUCACCUUCAACGGUACCUACACCUGCCAGGUUCGCAACCUGCCUGACGUCCAUGGCAUCAACGGAGAGGUCACCCUCAGGGUCGUCCACAAAGUCUCCGUCUCUGAGAUAGGCAUGCUGGCUGUAGCCAUCGGGGCAGCCAUCGCCAUAGUCCUGGUGGUGCUGGGCAUCUUUGUGGUGUUCAAGUACCGCAAACUCAACCGCCACGCCAACACAGACCUGGAGCUGCAGGGGAGGGAACUGCAGGAGAGAGAGUUAAAUGCCAGGGUCCUAGAGGAGAGGGAGUUAAAUGGCAGGGUCCUAGAGGAGAGAAAGCUAAAUGCCAGGGUCCUAGAGGAGAGAGAGCUAAAUGCCAGGGUCCUAGAGGAGAGAGAGUUAAAUGGCAGUGUCCUAGAGGAGAGAGAGCUAAAUGCCAGGGUCCUAGAGGAGAGCGAGUUAAAUGCCAGGGUCCAAGAGGAGAGAGCGCUAAAUGCCAGUGUCCUAGAGGAGAGAGAGCUAAAUGCCAGGGAGAAGAAGGAGUGGAAGGACCCUACAGUGUGUUGAGGGGUCUAGGGGGGUCCAGGGGUCAGGGGCAAAUCCCCUCCCUACCUCUGCUGGUGUGGGUGAGGUGUCCUGUUUGGAUGGACUGGUCUCUGACUAGAGGGGCUGGCCAUUCCAGGUCCACUCUGUUGGGGAGGACUGAUGAGGGGGGGUCCUGCUUUCUUCUACCGUUUGCUCACAUGAGUCGCCAUUCAGACUCAACUUGCUACUGUAGUUGAACUUAACCCAGUAUUAGUGAUCCCUUUACAUUCCACCACUUUUUCAGGCACCAUUUUAUGUUUUAUAUCAAACAGCUAUGUUAUUGUAUUUUAACUAUGUAGUAUUAUGACUACUAGUAGUCUAUUUGAGUCAAUUAUUUUACUGAGUAAUAGUCCAAGAGAUACCAGUAUGUUGGAGGAAUUUUUUUAAACCAAAAUUGCUGUUCUUUGGAACUUUUUCACUAACAUCAACUCACACUGGGACUGCUGACCCAGCUGCCUGGCCUGGCCUGUUAUGUAUGUCUGUCUGUGCUUCUCUACAUUAACUCUUGUUAGAUAUGGCUGAAUUGGCACCAGCUGCAGUCUCUUGAUGUGGUGGCAUCCAACUCAACUAGCAGACUGGUUCAGCAACUCUUUGCUCCAGUAUGCAUCUUCUUCUUCAUCACAUUUGGGAUGGCAGCCAUUUGUUCCAAAUUCGUUUACAGAAUUAUUUUACCACUUGAAUAAUCAACAUUCCUCUACAGUUGAGCUCAUGGCUCAUAUGGACAUCAUUCCAAAAUGAAUGUUUUUGACAGCAAAUUUGCGAGUGUGUUUUGUGGUUAUGGUCAAGGUCCCAUGGUAAGUUAAGUCAGUGAAACACUUUUGUUAAACCUGUGGUAUCUGGAGGUUGCUAAGGUAAGGGCAAGGGCAGCCCUGUAUCUGGGGGUUGCUAAGGUAAGGGCAAGGGCAGCCCUGUAUCUGGGGGUUGCUAAGGUAAGGGCAAGGGCAGCCCUGUAUCUGGGGGUUGCUAAGGUAAGGGCAAGGGCAGCCCUGUAUCUGGCAGUGGCUAAUGUUAAGGCUAAGGGCAAGGGCAGCCCUGUAUCUGGCAGUGGCUAAUGUUAAGGCCAAGGGCAUUGGGCAGCAAGGCUUUUGGAAGCUUUCCUGGGCCAGGAGUUUUCAGUGACUAUCUGCCAUUUAGUUUUCCUGGCCAACGCUCUCCUGCUUCCUGCAAAAAUGACAACUUAAAUGACUGCCUAUUACUUCUGGAUAUAAAAGGAACUGUGAUACAUCUUUGAAUGUAGAUGAAGAACCCCACCAUUCCAUGAAGAAGCCUGUUUUCCAUGAAGAAGCCUGUUUUCCAUGGGUUCUGUCAUUUUUGUGAACUGAUGUUGCCACCAUGUGUCCAUUAUAGGAAGCAGCUCCAUCUUUCUCCCUCUGUGUUCCACACUGAGGAUCAUGGGUGUUGUGGUCUCAAAGGUUUCUCCCUCUCUCAUAUUCUACCUCUCCUGUUGUAUUACAAAGCUGCCCAUGAGCCAAAUGAACAGAGGAGUCUAUCCAGACAUGAUGUGUUAUGUCCCAUCUGAUCAAUACCUGCCGCCAGCCAGACCCAUUACCCCCCAUGGGACUGGAAACAGUAUUCUCCUGGUAAAGAAUUCCAUGAAUGAUUCUAUUGAUUUAUUUCAUGUAUGCGUUUGUAAAGAUCCAAACUGUAUAUUUUAUCACACGUUUUAUAAGGUUGAGAGAUUUAUUUUGUGUGUUUUUCAAUAAAAUAAUGCUUGUUUUGAUGGUU
Molecule: messenger RNA, 2893 nt
Organism: Oncorhynchus nerka (sockeye salmon)
Lineage: Eukaryota; Metazoa; Chordata; Actinopteri; Salmoniformes; Salmonidae
Product: myelin protein zero-like protein 2
Exons: 4
Coding region: 266-1150 (294 amino acids)
Biological process (GO): cell-cell adhesion
Cellular component (GO): plasma membrane
Source: RefSeq, a predicted model, not a curated record